Schistosoma mattheei is the source of this 219-nucleotide messenger RNA. The record is from the annotation of a GenBank genome assembly. Lineage: Eukaryota; Metazoa; Platyhelminthes; Trematoda; Strigeidida; Schistosomatidae.
AUGAGCUUCAAAUAUCUUCAGUUGUUAUUAGUACUGACACUAUCAAUAAACAGUCAGAUCGCAGACCCACCAAUUGUCUCGUUGUUCAGUUCCAAUGAAGCGGAUUCAGUUGCGACAGAUGAACCAUCACAAGGAUUGGUUUCCGACUUUUUCCAAUGGCUUUUCUCGUUGUUCAGUUCCAAUGAAGCGGAUUCAGGCAACUCCGGUAGUCAUCCGUGA